Messenger RNA from Marchantia polymorpha subsp. ruderalis, 790 nucleotides. NCBI's taxonomy places the organism in Eukaryota, Viridiplantae, Streptophyta, Marchantiopsida, Marchantiales, Marchantiaceae. The record is from the annotation of a GenBank genome assembly.
UCGGCCAUUUGUGUCAUCUUCGCUCACGGGGCCGGUAAGUUCGGAUACAUGGACACGAUCUGGGACGUGUACAAGAAGGGUCAGCUCUCGAAGAAUGUCCAGCCUCGGUCUGAUAAGCCAUCGGUCUUGUUAUAGGUCUGGCCACUUACGGAUACAAUGUCACCAGACCCAUGGGAGUGAAGCUCGCGAAGCUGACACCCACCAGGGGAUUCGCUGCCGAGCUUGCCACAACCUUCGUGAUUAUGAUCGCUUCUCAGUUCGGCUUGCCCACCUCGUCCAGCCAGUGCAUCACGGGAGCCAUAAUCGGAGUGGGUAUCCUCGAGGGAUCGAAGAAAGUCAACUGGACCCAAUUCUUGAAGCAGUUCGCCUCAUGGGUGACCACAUUGUUCGUCAUCGGUCUGGCUGUGGCCGCCGUGUUUGCCCAAGGAAUCUACAUUCCCAGCAAAAUCCAAGGAAAGGAGGUGACCAUGUGCAAGGAUCGCGUGACGAAUUUGACAACUAAAGUGUACAAGGACUUCAACUCCAGCCUCCAGAGCUACCGACCUGUUGCUGCCCAAGGCCUUCUCGUCAACCUCCCCAACACCACCUGAAAUGAGCUGAACGCCACGGUAGCCGUCAAUGCGAAGGCCACCAAGAACUUGAUAGACCAGUUGCAGUGGAUCCAUCCUCGAUGCGUUUUACAAGUCACUAUUUUAAAACUUAUUCAACAUCAAUCAUCUCAGCAUGUCAAUCUGGAUUCUGUGGUGAACGUUAUCUUUCAGUUUAAAUCUUGGUCAACGUUUUGAAUAUG